This is a messenger RNA of Tupaia belangeri chinensis (Chinese tree shrew), 2683 nucleotides long. It is a transcript of the gene B4GALNT1, whose product is annotated as beta-1,4-N-acetyl-galactosaminyltransferase 1. The transcript has 11 exons. The coding region runs from base 541 to 2223 and encodes 560 amino acids. NCBI's taxonomy places the organism in Eukaryota, Metazoa, Chordata, Mammalia, Scandentia, Tupaiidae. The record is from RefSeq and is a predicted model, not a curated record. Gene Ontology annotation, cellular component: Golgi membrane. Gene Ontology annotation, biological process: ganglioside biosynthetic process. Gene Ontology annotation, molecular function: acetylgalactosaminyltransferase activity.
CUCCAUCCUUCCUUGAAAUGGGGUUAGAGUGCGUGCUACCUCUCCUCCUCCCAACGCUCUUACUGCUCAUCCUUGCCUGCAGAUUGAAUGGGGCAAGAAUAGAAUGAUUGGGAGUGGGAGCAGGCGGUUGAGACACCAGGGUUUGGGGGGCUAGGAGGAAAGACAUUCCCGCAUGAGCUUUGCGCCCCCGCCAUUUCCUCGACCCCCACCAGAAGGCGCUGGGGCGCUCGCAUUCGCAGCACCGAGCGUGAGCAUCCGCCCGCAGCUAACCGCGCGGCGCUGCGGUAUGAAAACCUGGGCGGUGGCCUGACCCCUUCCGCCGGGCAAGUGGAACAGGGUGCCAAGGAUCCCUGGCUUUGUUCCUGGAACAGGGGUGCAACGGUUUCUCAGCUCCGUUUGGUCCUUCAAGAAUACGCGCAGAACCACCCCAGCUCCUCUGGAUACAAAGUACAGAGUCAGAAGGCGGAAGGGGUAGGGCGCGCUUCUGAGGCAGGAGGACCCCCCAGUCUCCGGCUCCCGCAUCGGGCCAUCCCCAGCCACAUGAGGACCCCCCAGGCCCAGGCUGAGAGCUCAGCAGAGUCCGGACCGAAAUCUUGCUGUGGCCUUAGAGCGUUAGACAGGAUGCGGCUGGGCCGACGGGCCCUCUGUGCGCUGGUGCUGAUGCUCGCCUGCGCCUCGCUGGGGUUUCUGUACGUGAGCAAUCGGGACGCGCCGGGCCUCCGGGCACCUCUUGCGCUGUGGGCGCCCCCGCAAAGUCUCCCCAGACCCGAACUGCCAGACCUUGCCCCUGAGCCUCGCUACGCACACAUUCCGGUCAGGCUCAAGGAGCGAAUGGUCAGGCUGCUGGCUCCUAACAACUGCAGUUGUGAGUCCAGUGCAGGGGGCCUUCCCCUUCCCUUCCAGAGACAGGUUCGAGCCACUGACCUCACCAAGGCCUUUGACCCUGAGGAGCUGAGGGCUGCCUCUGCCGCCAGGGAGCAAGAGUUCCAGGCCUUCCUUUCAAGGAGCCAGUCCCCGGCUGACCAGCUGCUCAUAGCCCCUGCCAACUCUCCCCUACAGUACCCACUGCAGGGUGUGGAGGUUCAGCCCCUCAGGAGUAUCUUGGUUCCAGGACUGAGCCUGCAGGCACCGUCUGGUCAGGAGAUAUACCAGGUGAACCUGACUGCCUCCCUAGGCACCUGGGAUGUGGCAGGGGAAGUGACAGGAGUGACUAUUACUGGAGAAGGGCAGCCAGAGCUCACUCUUGCCAGCCCAGGACUGGACCAUCUCAACCGGCAGCUGCAAUUGGUCACUUACAGCAGCAGAAGCUAUGAAAUUAAUACAGCAGACACAGUCCGGUUCUCCACUGAGGGACAUGAGGCAUCCUUCACUAUCCGCAUAAGACACCCUGCCAACCCUCGGCUGUACCCACCUGGGUCUACACCCCAGGGAGCUCAGUACAACAUCAGUGCUCUGGUCACCAUUGCCACCAAGACCUUCCUUCGUUAUGAUCGGCUACGGGCACUCAUUGCCAGCAUCCGCCACUUCUAUCCAACCAUCACAGUGAUCAUCGCUGAUGACAGCGACAAGCCAGAGAGAGUUAGUGGUCCCCACGUGGAGCAUUAUCUCAUGCCCUUUGGCAAGGGAUGGUUUGCAGGCCGGAACCUGGCUGUGUCCCAAGUAACCACCAAGUACGUGCUGUGGGUGGACGAUGACUUUAUCUUCACAGCGCGGACGCGGCUGGAGAGGCUUGUGGAUGUGCUGGAGCGGACGCCGCUGGACCUGGUGGGAGGCGCAGUACGAGAGAUCUCUGGCUUUGCUACCACCUACCGGCAGCUGCUGAGUUUGGAACCAGGUGCACCAGGCCUCGGGAACUGCCUUCGGCAAAGGCGUGGCUUCCAUCAUGAGCUCGUUGGCUUCCCAGGCUGCGUGGUCACCGAUGGAGUCGUUAACUUCUUCCUGGCUCGCACCGACAAGGUGCGUGAGGUCGGCUUCGAUCCGCGCCUCAGCCGUGUGGCACAUCUGGAAUUCUUCCUGGAUGGGCUUGGUUCCCUUCGGGUCGGCUCCUGCUCUGAUGUCCUCGUGGAUCAUGCAUCUAAGCUGAAGCUGCCUUGGGUGUCAAGGGAUGCAAGGGCAGAGACUUACACGCGGUACCGGUACCCAGGGUCACAGGAUGAAAGUCAAGUGGCCAAACACCGCCUGCUCUUCUUCAAACACCGGCUACAGUGCAUGACUGCAGACUGAUGGCUUCUGAGGCCUUUGACUGUCAGGCUGGGCCUACCUCUUGUUGCUGCUAGGAAUUUCCAGCAAACCCACCACCCAGUGAUGGCCCCAAUGACUCUCCCUCCCUGCUCCUCUUCGGAAUCUGAUCCCAAGAAGGGUUUGUCCUGGUGACACCCUUUUUUUUCUGUGAGUGCCCAAGGGCCUGAUGGAGCCAUAACUUCUCCCGCAGCCAGUGCCAAGUCCUCCCCCUACCCCAUUUCCAUGGGAUAGGGAAUGGGGGGUCACUUUCCAAGUGCCAAAGAGCCCAGGGGGACUCUAAGAACUCUCCUCUCAUCUCCUUAGGACUGAGGAGGUGGAGAAGCUUUCCCAUAAGUAAUUCCCACUCCAUCUCUGGGUCCAGGACUCUGCACCAGCUCCACAGAGAGAACCUGUGUCUCUGGAGCUGGGGUGGAGGCUGGUGAACACAUGAUGGCAGCCGUUU